CUAGUCUAUUCCUAGUGUAUAUACCACUACUCUCAGCACUCAAAUGUCUUGGUCAUGCAAGACCCAGGGCCGAAGUCUUUAUCAGAGGCAUUAACUCCGGCCCUAUUCAGUGAGGAUACUCAGAUAUAGCUCUGAAGAUGGAUCCAAUGAGAUUUUUUUUUCAGCAGCGAAUCGAGGGGUUUCAGCCCUCCUCUCACCCAAACGCCGCCUUUCAGCGAGCACCGCAUUUUGAUACAAUUGGUUCAACUUGAAGUCAGCCUGCUUCUAACCGGUUUGGAUCCGUUUCAAAAUCGUAGGGGAAUGAUGAUUUAUGCCGCUCCAUAAUAGGAUCCUACAGUGACACGUUUUUUUUUCCAAAUUACUACCAACAGCAGCUAUGUUACUUACUUUGGUAAUCUUGUUGGUAAAGACUGCAAGCCUGCAUAGAGUGGCUAUUCACAAUUUACAACUAUAUCAAUAUCAAAAGAACCAUAUGGCAUCGAGGACUCGUUGGCCCGAAUUCCUGAUUAGGCGCCCAAGUCUUCAAUCUCGCUUAUGUUCUUCUCCACCGAUAAUGGAUUUUCGUCUCUCAUUGAUUCUUUGCAGGUGGGUUUCGUUUGAGGGCUGAGCCGUUACGAUGCUUCCGACUUAUAAGAGGUAGGCAGUUGGUUGUCCCUCUUUCGCCAUGGCGAACCUAACGAUUAGAUGAUUGAAUCAUUACCCGACUUUCUUCAGGGGCUCCCUUCAGAAAUCACUUGCGCGAUUGGAUCUGAGUGUUCAUUCACCUUUCGAAGUUUCGCGCGCCUUCAGAUAUCAUCACGCUACACUUGGACGUCUUAUGCAGGCUUUGAAAUAGAUGACGGAUACGGCACCUUGGAUAACUUGUAUUUCUUCGCUCGAGAACGGAAGGGUGCUCGGUACCUAGUGGCAGACAACACGAACUCCCAGCAAACUUGGCAGUAUAUCACCGACCGUCUGGAGAAUUGCGAGAACAAUCAUAAAUCGUGCCAGCAGUCUCCAAACACUCUUCCAUCGAGACUCAUAGAGAUAAAAGAAGAAGAGGAGGGGAAGUUGCACUUUCGCCUUGUCUUGACUUCUAACAGCGGCUUCCGAGGGCGGUACAUUACGUUGAGUCACAGAUGGGGCACAAAUGCGACCUUAACGCUCACGUCGCGUAAUUUAUCUGAUUUCAUGGUUCAGAUCCCCCAGCAUGAGUUACCCAUAAAAUAUGUCGAUGCAGCGGUGCUUGCGUUGAGACUCAAGAUACCAUACUUGUGGAUAGACUCCUUAUGCAUUAUUCAAGAUUCCAGUGAUGAUUGGGAUCGAGAAAGUGGCACCAUGGACCUAGUCUACCGCAAUGCAUACUGUAAUCUGGCUGCUACAUCCGCGAUGCGUAGCUCGGAGGGUCUGUUCUAUAAGCGAUCUCCGUCACAAGUAUGCCCACAUGAGGUUCACUUGCCGAAAAUGGGAGACACGCUGGUUUUUGAUAGAAACGAUCAAACGGUUCUGGUGGAUCUCGAUGAAGAACCACUCAAUCUCAGGGCCUGGGUAUGUCAAGAGCGUCUACUAUCAACCCGAAAUAUUAGCUUCAGUCGACGAUUGGUGUACUACGAGUGCGCCGAAGAGAUUAACUGUGAGCUCGUGGGCGGCGCGCUAUCCCCUUGUGGACUUCGAUACGAUCCUGCUUGUCGGAAUCUGUGGUCGUUAACAUUCUUACGGAACAUGCCAUUCGAUGACGUCCAAACAUUUUGGCAUAAGGUAAUUGGGUUUUAUACAAAUUCGAAUCUCACAAAACGGAGCGACAAGUUGGUUGCGGUCUCAGGGAUUGCGAAAUUCUGUCAGCCAGCCUUCGGGUCGGACUAUCUAGCUGGUCUAUGGAUAUCAAAUCUAACUCGAGAUUUAUGUUGGCAUUCUCAGAAUGAUCUUCAACAUGUGUCAGAUUAUCGCGCACCUUCCUGGUCAUGGGCUUCAGUGGUUGGGAAGGUCUCUUACCGCCCCAUCGGCGAUUAUGGAAAUCUCGUGGACUUUAUAGACAUGUAUUCAACCCCAGUUGUCAGAACCAACCCAUACGGAGCGGUUCAGGAUUCGCGGAUUCGACUUUCGGGGUUCGUUUUUCCUGUAUUCCACAAGGGUUGCAACUCAUGCGAAUAUCAACCAGGGCAAAUUCGUGGCCACGGGACAAGGCCUUUCCACCUUAGGGUUUCGUUUGCGAGCAAUACACUUUUAAACGGCUGGGCCCAUUUUGUCCAAAUAGACGAUCAUGCACUUGGGAACAGCAAACCAAACGCUCCAAGUCUUUUGGAGCCAAUGGACUGCUUCUUCCUUCCAAUCCUCUGCGAAAGCGAAUAUGACUAUUGCACAGAACUGCGCCUGUACUGUCUUAUAUUGGCAGCAGUGACGCCCAGUCGUGGCAUUUACCAACGAAUCGGACUCCUGGACUUCAUCUUCAACCCAACUGACGACGGAAACUGGGCGGCAUUAGGAAGCCCUCUAAGGGAAGAUCCGACUAGCCUUGAAGAAAUGGUGGAAUGCGUGUUAUUAAUACUGGAACACAAGUUCCAGCACUGCAAGGUUCCUUCGCAUGGAGGCCAUACGCUCCAAAGGCACGAGAUCAUCCUCGUUUAGGCCAAGAACGACCGUACGUUUGCUCAAGAUUCUGAGAACUGUUGAUCUACUCGGAUGGAUAAUGUUCCAGCUUUAAGAAACAUCAUAUACCCGAGCUUGUGUCUAGAGGG
Molecule: messenger RNA, 2714 nt
Organism: Annulohypoxylon truncatum
Lineage: Eukaryota; Fungi; Ascomycota; Sordariomycetes; Xylariales; Hypoxylaceae
Product: heterokaryon incompatibility protein-domain-containing protein
Exons: 3
Coding region: 685-2604 (639 amino acids)
Source: RefSeq, a predicted model, not a curated record